AUGAAACCCUCCAACAGGAGAAAGCUCUGCAGGGAGUGCUUCACCGAGUGCUUUGAAGAAGACGUGCAUGCUACCAUCGUAAAGAAAAACAUGUUUCACGACAAGGACAAAAUUUGCAUUGCCGUGUCGGGUGGAAAAGAUUCUAGCGUGUUAGCACAUGUACUUGUUCACAUAAAGAGGAAGUACAACUACAAGUGGGAUUUAUUCCUCUUGGCCAUCGACGAGGGCAUAAAAGGUUACCGUGAUGACUCACUAAAGAUUGUAUUUAAGCUUCAGGAGAAAUAUAAUUUGCCCCUUAAAGUCUUAAAAUUUGAAGAUAUUUUCACCUACACUAUGGACACCGUUGUUAGUUUUAUCGGGAAGAAGAAUAACUGCACUGUUUGUGGUGUUUUUCGGAGACAGGCCAUGGAGAGGGGUGCACUACUAUUUAAUGCCACCAAGCUAGUGACGGGGCAUAAUGCAGAUGACCUGGCAGAGACGAUUCUUAUGAACAUGUGUCGGGGUGAUCUGGAGAAGCUCGCCAAGGGGGUGGACUCAAUGUCAGAAAUGAAGAUGGGAACAUCAGAGAUGGAAAAAGCAAAGUUCGGGGCAUGCUGUGGCGGCGAGUGCACGGGAGGAGAAGCGACCGCAGUCGAGCCUGGACACAGGUCCCCAAGUUCAACGGGCAAUCCAGAUGCCCUAAUAGGAGGCCCCCCUUCCACCCAUGUGGAGUCCGCCCCUCCGGAAGAGGAACAUACGUUUUUCCUGCCCCGACUGAAGCCCCUUAUGUGGUGUUACGAGAAGGAAAUUGUCCUAUACGCAUUUUAUAAAAAGCUAGAUUACUUCAGCACGGAAUGUACAUACUCCCCCAACUCAUUCCGUGGAAACUUACGGAGCUUCAUAAAAGACCUGGAGAUGAUAAACCCGCAAUUCAUACUUAACAUUAUUCAUUCAUCCGAAUUUUUUUAUCAUAACAGCAGCAGGAGGAAGGUGCUGCAGGUGUGCACGCGCUGUGGAGUGUACACGUCCAACCCUGUGUGCAAAGCUUGCCUCAUCGUGGAGGGGCUUCGAAAUUAUAAAGACAACUCCUUUCUGUACGCCAAUACGAAGAAGAAGAUGAAGAAGAAUGGGGAGAAGCGGCGCAUCCCCAUACGGUACGAUCCUGGUACUCGUGUGGAAGGUGCCAAAAGUGAUAACAAUGCAAAUGUAGGAGGUGGUGCAGAAGCUCCUGCUUAA
Plasmodium knowlesi strain H is the source of this 1215-nucleotide messenger RNA. Its product is annotated as cytoplasmic tRNA 2-thiolation protein 1, putative. Gene Ontology annotation, biological process: tRNA wobble position uridine thiolation. Lineage: Eukaryota; Apicomplexa; Aconoidasida; Haemosporida; Plasmodiidae. Gene Ontology annotation, molecular function: tRNA binding. The transcript has a single exon. The record is from RefSeq and is a predicted model, not a curated record. The coding region runs from base 1 to 1215 and encodes 404 amino acids. Gene Ontology annotation, cellular component: mitochondrion; cytosolic tRNA wobble base thiouridylase complex.